Rhododendron vialii is the source of this 783-nucleotide messenger RNA. RefSeq lists its product as uncharacterized. Gene Ontology annotation, molecular function: zinc ion binding; nucleic acid binding. The record is from RefSeq and is a predicted model, not a curated record. Lineage: Eukaryota; Viridiplantae; Streptophyta; Magnoliopsida; Ericales; Ericaceae. The transcript is spliced from 2 exons. The coding region runs from base 1 to 783 and encodes 260 amino acids.
AUGGUUCUUUCAAUAGUUUUAAUUGAAAAUCAUAUUGCCAAAGGAAGAGAUUGUGUGGCCUUAGCCACGUACCAGCUGAAAGGAGAGGCCCGUUAUUGGUGGGAUCUAAUAGAGGCAACCCAUGCCAUAGCCACCAUGACCUUCGACGAGUUCGAGACCCUGUUUCUCAACAAGUACUUUCCCAUGCCCCUUCAUUUGGCCAAGGAGCAAGAGUUCCUCAACCUGAAGCAAGGAACGAUGACCGUCACUCAGUACGCGGCCAAAUUCGAGGAGCUGUCUCGUUACACCCAAACUGUCGUUGCAAUGGAGGACAAGAAGGCGAGAAUAUUUGAGUGGGGGCUGACCACUGCUAGAAGGGCUAUGGUAGCUCAGGCUUUCCCCAUUUAUACCGGUGUUGUGAAAUGUGCUCUUCGACUGGAAAGCGAGGAAAAUGACUUCAAAAUCCGAUGGAGGAAGGCGACAGGCAACACUGGCGGACCUAUCCGAACUCAACCUUCCAACAACAACCGCGAACCCUACCCUGCCAAACCCUUCACCCUGAUCCGAAACAACCAAUCUUGGAAGAUUACUGCACCAGGACGUGGUGAACCACAGAGGGGUGGCAGAGAUGUAGCGACAGUACAGUGCUUCAACUGUCAGGCUAUGGGCCACUACAAACGUGAAUGCCCCCAACCCCCGAGGGAGAGAACUGGAGGCUUUGGAGGCCAGAAAGCUCAACAGCUGGGACAAGCUAGAUUUGGGAAGCAAAACCCCGGAGGCCCAUCACAGCAGCUGAACGGGUAG